Ilyonectria robusta is the source of this 2880-nucleotide messenger RNA. Its product is annotated as glycosyl transferase family group 2-domain-containing protein. Lineage: Eukaryota; Fungi; Ascomycota; Sordariomycetes; Hypocreales; Nectriaceae. The transcript is spliced from 14 exons. The record is from RefSeq and is a predicted model, not a curated record. The coding region runs from base 1 to 2880 and encodes 959 amino acids.
AUGGAUACCCCUGAGUCAUCCAAGAGGCUAGACCAGCUCUCCACGGCCGAGGUCAUUGGCGAAAUGGAUGACAUUGGUGUCCUGGGAAGUCAGGGCGACUUGCACUCAAGCCGGCCCAAGUCAGCUCGACCGCUGUCUCAGCAGUUCAUGAGCCCUUCAAGCUCUCGUGCUAAUUCCAGAGCCGCCUCCCUCCAUGAAGCCACAUUGGAAGAGCCUGGCAUGGUUGCCAAAUACCUGUCUCGGCGCGCGACCCUUCUUGGCUUAUUUGACGAACCUGAGAGGCAAUCCUUAGUGAAUGGCUUCAACGAGACGUGUGUCGCUGUCAAAACCGCAGACGACGAUUAUGUUUUUCAGCCUACUGAAGUCAAUCCCCUCCUAGCCCUGGCCAUAGCCAGGAUUGACAACAAUGCCGUCAUGUCUAUGUCAUCCGAGGUCUUACCUAGCAUUAUUGAUUCCAUCCAACCCGGCCAAAGACAGCUUGUGAUUGAGGCUACGGGGAUGAAGAUACCGAUCGUUCAAUCACUCGAAGAGGUCCACUCCAGCCUUACCAUGGUCUCUCGGGCUUGUAUUGUCGUCAGGGAACGCGUUAUGUUGGUUUGGUCCAACGACCCAAGGACCAUCGUGAACUCAGGCCACGAUAUCGAGACACAGCUUCUAGGUCUAAGCUUCAAUCCCGAUACCGAUUCCAAUACGCGACGCACCUCGAGACGAUCAUCGGUCGCUCCGCAACCCCAUCGGCGCCACUACUCAGAGCCUGUUGUCCGUGGCGGAAUAGACGAGAAGAACGAAGUUUACAAAAAGGCUGUGGCCCUUGAGGAAGGAGAUGAUGAAGAUGUUGAAUCUGCCGUGCCUCCUCGACCUAGACUACGCAUUCAUGCGUUCAAGAUUGGUUUCGCUAUCAUGCUAGUCAUCGUCACGCAGAGUCUUGCCGUCUCGAAGUUGCUGAACCAGUACAUGUGGGAUGGCGGAAAACUACGGUUUGCUCUCGCCGCGACAAUCCCUCCUCUGGCCUUGUUCUCACUGGCAAGAAACGUCUUCUUCGUUCAAUUCUUCUUCAUCAAUCUUGUCACCGGCUUCUUCCAAAUCUUGGCACCUGUCAGCCCGUGCCUGAAGAAUUCAAAGUUUCACUCUGCUAUCAAACCCAACCCGAAAAGGCACGCCAAUUAUGAGCUCCCGCACAUAACGAUUCAGAUGCCUGUCUACAAAGAAGGCCUCAAAGGUGUUAUUGUACCCACGAUGGUCAGUGUCAUGGCCGCUAUUCAGCAUUACGAAGAGAAAGGUGGUACCGCAUCCGUGUUCAUCAACGACGAUGGUAUGCAAUGCAUCCACCCGGAGCUUGCAGAGGCCCGACAGCAGUACUACCGCGAAAAUGACAUUGGAUACACAGCUCGCCUUCCCAACAGGAAGAUCGUAAAGAAGAAGUCCGCAGCUUCUAAGGAGGGGGAAGAGAAGGUUCCACUCACCCCUCAAGAUAUGGCUAACCACCUCGGUUUUGAGCGCAAGGGCAAGUUCAAGAAGGCUAGUAACAUGAACUACGGUCUGGCAUUCUCAAAUCGGGUUGAGGAUGAAAUGAGCCGUCUGCUUACUGUAGAGUGCGAGAGACGUGGCUGCGCUGACGCCGACUUGACGGUCGAUGAAGACGAGGAAAUCUAUCAACAAGCCCUGCAAAACGUACUUGCCGAGGAUGAAGGACGAACUUGGGCUGAUGGGAACAUUCGCAUUGGUGAACUGAUUCUUAUAAUCGAUUGUGACACUCGGGUCCCAGUUGACUGCCUCCUCUAUGCCGCUUUGGAGAUGCAUGAGAGCCCUGAAGUUGCAAUUCUUCAACAUGGCUCUGGAGUUAUGCAAGUUGCCCACAACCUCUUCGAGAAUGGAAUCACCUAUUUCACCAAUGUCGUCUAUACUGCCAUCAGGUACGGUGUUGGCAGCGGUGACGUUGCCCCCUUUGUUGGCCACAAUGCAAUUCUUCGCUGGAAAGCCAUCCAAAGUAUUGCAUUUGUCGAUCCUUCUGACGGACAGACAAAAUGGUGGUCUGAUGCUCACGUUUCUGAAGAUUUUGAUAUCAGUUUGCGUCUUCAGAUGGCAGGUAUGACAGUCCGUCUUGCGACCUAUCAUAACGGCGAGUUCAAAGAGGGCGUGUCUCUGACACUCUACGAUGAGUUGACGCGAUGGGAGAAGUACGCGUACGGAUGCAAUGAACUUGUGUUCCACCCUUUCUACAAAUGGAUUUACAAAGGUCCUGUCACAAGGCUAUUCCUCCGUUUCCUGUGGAGCAACAUUCCCAUCACCAGUAAGAUUACCAUCGUCGCCUACAUUUUCACUUACUAUGCUAUUGCAUCGGGCAUGUUCCUCACUGUUGUGAACUACUUCGUCAUCGGCCUCUUCCCAGACGAAAUUGAUCACGUCUACCAGCCUUCCUGGGGCAUCUGGAUUUCCCUCGUUGUCGUCUUCAACGGCUUCGGUUCGGUCACCUUCAGCGUGCUCCGCCGUAGGAUGAAUGAAGCCCCCUUCUGGAAGGCGCUGUGGGAGUCUGUCAAAUGGCUUCCCUUUUUGAUCAUCUUCUUUGGCGGCAUCAGUCUCAACUGUGCCAAGGCAUUGUUAUGCCACGCUCUUUCCAUUGACAUUGAGUGGGCAUCUACGGCCAAAGAGGUUGGACCAACAGGUUUCUCAAUUGGCCUAGACAAGAUGGUCAAGACGUUUAGAUACACUUGGGCAAUCUGCCUGAUUCUCACUGGUGGUAUGAUUUACAUGGCCAUUGGAGCACCUUGGGGCUGGAAUAUAACGCCUGGCCCUCACUCCACCGCCACUAUUGCCAUUGUGCCACUGGCGAUCCAAAUGUGCAGUGCCUUCUUCCUGCCAUUUUGCCUGGGGCUCCUGUGA